GUCGUGGACAAUGACUAAUUUAGUCAUAUAUUUUACAAUACUUCUAUUAUAUUCUGUGCAUAUAAAUUGUGAAGCGUAUCAAGACAGGCCUAAAAUUAAAACUACUGAUGGAGAUCUCAUUUUGGAAUCAGCUUACGAUAAAAACAUUUAUAUUAAACCAAACGGUCCUCGAUCUAGUAUAUUUAUUGGAAACACGAAUAUCUUAGACUUGAAUAUCACUAAUAAAAAUGGACUAUCACCUUCGAUAGCGGCUUCGGAUUACAACAACGAUCGAAAUAGCAAUAAAGAUGUUACAAGUGAAAUAUUGAGAAGAAUUGAACGUCUAGAAAGCGUGAGUUUGACUGUGCCAAAUACUGUUCUUGUAAAUUUUACACAUUUGAAUAGGAGAAUAAAUACUCUAGCUAAUAGAGUACGCACGUUGCAGUCAACUGUAAAUAGUAUAAGAAGAUCAGAUGAAUGUCAAUCGCACCCUUGCGAAAAUGGAGGAACAUGUUUGAAUCUAGCCAGUGGUUAUUAUUGUUUAUGUCCGAAAAAUUGGAAAGGAGAAAAUUGUGACGAAGACGUGAACGAGUGUAAAAUGUACGAAGGCACUGACUUGGGGUGUCAAAACGGCGCAACAUGCAUCAACAGGCCUGGCUCAUAUGAAUGUAUUUGUAAGUCUGGCUGGUAUGGAAUCCACUGCAUGCGAAAAGAAAGAAACUGUUCCGGAAAUGAUUUCGAAAUGUGCGGACACGGAACAUGUUUACAAGUAAAUACAGGAGUAGGAAUAAAGUGUAUGUGUGACCAAGGAUGGACUACAAAUGAGACAAGUAUUUCAUGUCUCACGGACGUAAAUGAGUGUGAUUCGAAGCAAGGGCCACGAUGCUCUAUUAAUCCUCCAGUUGAGUGCAUCAACCUCCCCGGGUCAUUUGUAUGCGGACAUUGCCCUCCGGGCUACGAAGGAGAUGGAUUCAUUUGCCGGGACAUUGAUGAAUGUCUAACACAGCCAAACGGUGGAUGCAGCUUGAGCCCGAAGGUAUCGUGCUACAACACCCUCGGCUCAAGAGUCUGCGGGUCCUGUCCACCAGGAUAUCAAGGUGACGGUGUGAUCUGUACCUGGAGAGGUUCAUGUAAUAUCAAUCGGGGUGGUUGUCACCCUUCCGCUUUCUGUAUUGAUGGUCCUGGAUUCGGAGUACAAGCGGUGCAAUGCGUUUGUCCCAGAGGUAUGUCUGGCGAUGGCAUCGGGAUACAUGGAUGUUAUAUUGUUCCGACGAAUAAUAAUACUGGAUGUGAAGCUAAUCCAUGCGGCUUACACGGUCAGUGCCAUCCACUUCACGUGGGCUACACCUGCAUUUGCUCUCCGGGCUAUAGUGGUGCUAAUUGUGAUCGACAAGGUGACUAUUGUGCGAGUAAUCCGUGUUUAAAUGGCGGGACAUGCAGGCCGGACGGGAGAGCCACGAGAGGCUAUCGUUGUGAAUGUUUAGCACAGUUUACAGGGGACACAUGUGAAUUUAGAUCUGAACCUUGCGGGGGAGUAUUGGAUGCUGAAGAAGGUAGUAUAAUAUAUCCUCUUACUAAUACAACGUACAGGCAUAAUACACGCUGUGCGUGGGUUAUACAUACUUCGCCCGAUAAAGUUAUUAAUGUUACUUUUAGUAAAUUUAAUUUAGAGCAUAAUGCAGAAUGCCAUUACGAUUUCGUUCAAAUUCACGAUGGUAGAAGUUCUGCUAGUCAAUUAAUAGGUAGAUUCUGUGGGAGCGAUUUUCCAAAAGGCGGUAAUAUUAUAUCGAGUCACAACAAUUUGUACUUUUGGUUCCGAUCUGAUCAAACUAUAGCAGGGGAAGGUUUUGCUUUACACUGGACAAGCAUAAAACCUCAAUGUGGGGGCUACGUAAAUGCGACUAUUCAUGGGCACAUAAGUUCUCCAGGUUCACCUGGAAAAUAUCCUCCGAAUCGAGAUUGUUAUUGGCGGCUGGUUACAAAAUUGGGUAAAAGGAUUCAAUUGCAUUUUUUUGAAUUGGACUUAGAAUCACAUGCCAACUGUAGUUUUGAUUAUCUAGCAAUUUACGAUGGAUUACACGAAAAAGACGCGUUGAUUAAUAAAUUUUGUAAUUCAUCGCAACCAGCACCUCUCCAGUCUAUCGGUUCGGAAAUGCUCAUUCAUUUUCAUUCCGAUGCCUAUGGGAGCGGUAAAGGAUUCCAAAUCACAUAUGCUCCAAUUGAAGGGGUCCCAGGUUGCGGUGGAUUUUUCACAUUAGAGAGAGGUGAAAUCUUUCCUCCACUGUACGAAAAUAAGUACCAAGAUAAUUUAUUAUGCGAUUAUAAAAUACAAACAAGGGGCGACACAAAAAUUCGGAUAACACUGAAGUCUUUUAAUUUAGAGCGAUCGUUUAGAUGUACGUACGAUUACCUUGCAAUAUACGAUGGCCCGUCAUCAGAUUCUCGCCUCGUUGGAAAAUUCUGUGGAACUACGGUUCCCAAAACGUUCACAUCGACAUCAAAUUCUUUAUUUAUUCAGUUCAAAUCGGAUCAAAGCGUAUCAUCUCAGGGAUUCAAGAUAUCGUAUGAAUCUAUUUGUCACAAAAUAAUUACAGGCGACAGUGGUACGUUAAAAUCUCCAGGUUAUCCAUUUGGAUACCCAAAAAAUACUGAUUGCGAAUAUGUUAUCGAAACCUCUCCUGGAAAAGUAAUACGAUUGUCAUUUCAAGAUUUCGAUAUCGAGGAUAAUGUAUACUUUAAUUGCCAGUACGAUUAUGUAGAAAUUCGAGAUGGGCCUAUAAUCAAUUCAACUUUGUUAGGUAAGUAUUGCGGAGGAUCACGGCGCAUACCGCCAACAAAGACGUCCACGUAUAAUUAUCUGUAUAUUGGGUUCCAUUCUGACGCUAGUGUCAGUGGUUCUGGUUUUUUUGCAAAUUAUACAAGUUUAUAUACAGCAUGUGGAGGGAUAUUUAGAAAUACAUCUGGUCUGAUAAAUUAUCCGGAUACUGAUUCAUCACAGGGUAACGAUGAAAGGUUUUACAGUAAUGAUCAAUCCUGUUCUUGGCUAUUAAUUGCACCCGAAGGAAUGAUUAUAAAAAUAACAUGGAACAGAUUUGACAUUGAAAAACAGAGUUUAUGUGAAUUCGACUAUGUUGAACUUGUAGAAAUUGAGGCAGAUAAUAAAAACGACACUUUAGGAAAAUAUUGUGGCGCUACAGCUCCGCCUGCUCUGACAACGUCUACAAAUCAACUUUUGAUAAAAUUUGUAUCUGAUAAUAGCAUAAAAGGUUCAGGAUUCUCUAUGUCGUAUGCAUUUCUGGAUGGAAGUUCGCAAUGUGGUGGAUUGUAUGUCAAAACUCAUGGAUAUAUAUACUCUCCAGGUUGGCCAAAUAGCUACCCAGCUAAUCGUGAUUGUACUUGGACAAUUUCAGUGCCCGAAGGUCAACAAAUAUCUCUUAACAUAACUGACUUUGAUUUAGAAAUACCUAUAAGAGAAAAGUGUGAUUUAGGUGACUAUUUGGAAAUAAGGGAUGGUGGGAAUCAGAAUGCACCACUAGUCGGUAAAUAUUGUGGCAAUUUUAAAUCGAAAGUAAUUAUAUCGACAUCUCAUAAAAUGCAUUUGCGGUUUCAUUCAGAUUUUUAUAUAUCCGGGAGAGGGUUUAAAAUCGAAUGGGAUGGAACAAUAAGAGGUUGUGGAGGAUUAUUAACAGGUGUCACUGGAUCUAUAGCCUCUCCGAAUUAUCCCGAAGAUUACUAUGAUAAUGCGGAAUGCUUUUAUAAAAUAGUAACCAGCAGCGGCUCCAGAAUCCGAAUUACAUUUUUAGAUUUAGACUUGGAAACUACACCACAAUGCAGACAGGACUACGUGGAAAUAUUUGAUGGCCGUGAUGUAUAUUCCCCUAGUCUGGGUAAAUUUUGUACGAUGACCGUAAAUUUAACUGAUGUGGAUACGUCAAGCAAUUAUGCAUUCAUUAAAUUUAGAUCAGACAUUUCCUUAGGUGGAAAAGGUUUCCUUUUACAUUACAAAACAAUGUGUCAUACUAAUAUAAGCGGUAGUUUUGGUGUAAUAGAAAGUCCUGGGUUUCCUAGUAAUUAUCCUAUGAAUAUAGAUUGUUUAUGGUCGAUAACGGUUGGCAAAGGUAACAAAAUCAACAUUACUUUUAGUCACUUUAAUAUUAAAUCUAUUCAGCGAUCUAUAUAUUAUGAUGGAACAGGACGUAGAUAUCCUAUGUAUGGUCGGCUUCCUUAUUUUCGAAGAGUAGGAUAUUCAAAUCCAUGUGAAUUUGAUUAUUUACAAUUCAAGCAAGCAAACGAAGACCAUUUCUCUCAAAAGUAUUGCGGAACGAUUUUACCAUCGCCAAUACAAUCAAAAAGUAACUCUAUUGAUAUAAAAUUUGUAAGUGGACUUUAUAAUUCUGAUAGGGGGUUUCGGCUUGAAUGGGUUAAAGAUGGAUGUGGUACCAUUAUUCGUAAGCAAUUUGGGGUAUUCACACUUGCAAACAAUCUAAGGUACCUUGGCACUGAAAUAGAAUGUGAAUGGACCAUUGUCACUCCUCCAGGAACAAAUGUUUAUUUAAGACUCACAGAUGUGUUAUUAGAAGAAACAAAAAAUUGCACAGUAGAUGCAAUUGAGAUCUACAAUGGGCCAAAUGUUGCUUCUCCUCUGUUAGCCAAAGUAUGUAACCGUGAUAUUCAUACAUUUCAAGCUGCUGGUAGCAAUAUAAUGUUAAUGAAAUUUAUCAAAAAAUCUACACUGAAAGAUGUUUAUUUUGCGGGUAAUUUUCAAUCAAUUACAUCUGGGUGUGGUGGCCGCCUUAAAACUCAGUCCGGUCAGAUUCAUUCAAAGAAUUAUCCAAAAAAUUAUGAAGAUGACAUGGAUUGUUUGUGGUAUAUAUCUGUACCGAAAAAUCACAGAAUUGAACUAAAUAUAUUAGAUCUAGACCUUUAUACAGGAAACGAUAAUGACGAAGAAGAUUGUAGCGAUAAUAUUAAAAUAUACGAAGGUUCUGAUAUACUACAUUCUAAUUACUCUUAUCUCAUUUGUCCAACAUCCAAUGUGUCGCAAAUUAUAUCUAAUUCUCCCAACAUAAUUGUUCAAUUUAUUACUGACAACUAUGGCACAGCGAAAGGUUUCAAAGCUAAUUUUUCAGCGACAUGUGGUGCCGUUUUAGAAGCCCAAAACGAUGGCAUAAUCACUAACGAUAAAUUUAUUAGCUAUCACAAUCAUAACUGUACAUGGGUUAUAAAGUCCCCAAAGUUUGAUCAAAAAAUUAAACUUACAUUAGAACAUAUUGCACUGCCUCGCGAUAUGGAUAUUGUAACCAAUAAAGAGUGCCCGUCUUCUUUUCUAAAAAUAUUUGAUGGUGACGACGUAAAUGCCCCCCUGAUCGGAGAAUAUUGUGGCCGAAAGGUACCUCCUAUGAUCGUUAGUCGCGGUAGUGCACUCACUGUUGUUCAUGGCACAUAUUCCGAUACUCUAAGUGGAUAUUUUUCUGCACAUUACUCUUCUCUUUCGACCGCAUGUGGGGGAACUUUGUCGUCUGAAGAAGGUUCUAUAGCUUCACCGAAUUAUCCACUAUCUUAUCCGCACGCAAUGGAUUGUGAAUGGGUUAUUAAUACAUCUCCGGGCAACUCUAUGUAUUUGAAUUUUGAAAAAUUUGACCUUGCGUAUUCCGACCGCUGUAACGAGGACUAUUUAGAAAUACGGGAAAACGACGGUGCUGGAACUUUGUUAGGGGUGUAUUGUGGAGAUGAAAUACCCACGAAUAUAACAAAAGGUGCAAGGAUUUAUUUAAAGUUCCACAGUGACAAUAAAGAAGCUGGAAAUGGAUUUCUUCUACAUUACGGAAUUUCACAUUACAAUGAAAUAACUGGUUUAGAUGAUGGUGAAAUUUCAUCUCCACUUUAUCCCUAUGCAUAUGAAGAAAUUGGUGAAUUUUCAUGGCGCAUUAUAGCGAGUGGCUCGAGAAGUAUCACUAUUAGAAUCGAUGAGAUUAUUAUUAAAAAGCAACGAGAAUCCUGCGACAGUAAGCUCAUUAUAUAUGAUGGAUACGAUGAAGACGCCAAUGUUAUCGAGGUGAUGUGUGGGUUUUUGAAAAAUGAAGUUAAAGUGUUACAAUCAUCUUCUUCGAUUGUGUUCAUCAAAUUUGUAAUAACAGAACGCCACAUGAGCCCUACUUUUCACCUGAAAUGGUCGCAAGCGGACGAUUAUAACGAAAAUAGGCUUAAAAAGAAUUGUGGUUAUAAUCAAACACAAAUAGUCACCAAUGCACAUAGCGUUUCAUUUCAUUCACCAAAUUAUCCAGAGGAAUACGGCAAUAAUAUGCUUUGUGAGUGGGUUUUCGAAGCUAAACCAAGUUAUCAUUUGAUCCUUACCUUUGAUCAAUUUGAGUUGGAAGAAACUAGCGACUGUUAUGCCGACUAUAUCUCAAUUUAUACGCGCAAUGACAAUGAGGCGUGGAUACCGCUAAAACAAAAAGUUUGCAUAAAGGAGGAUUUAAGUAAAGCUAUGGAGACGUCAAAAUUUUUAAAAGUUAUAUUUGAAUCUGACUCGACAACAGCUCGCAAAGGUUUUACAGCGACGGUGCGAACUCUGUGUGGUGGAAUUCUUAAUAGCGAGUCUGGCGUCAUUGAAUUAGCCUGGGAGGAUAGGGGAGGCAUGUUUGAGAUGAACAAAAGAUGUAAUUGGACUAUAAAAGUGCGACCGGGGCGUAUUAUUAAACUAAGCUUUGAACAUUUUAACAUCACAAAUGAAAACGAGUGCACGAGGUAUGUUAUGGUACGGAAUGGAGAAAGUAUGGAGUCUCCAUUAUUGGGAGUCGGAAAAUACUGCGGCUAUCCACACGAAACUUUGGACGCUUUAAUAUCGACAAGUAACGCUGUGCACGUAAGUUAUUUUAGCAACAAUCGUGUACUUUCGACUCGUAAAUUUAUGACUUUCAAAUUGAGAUAUGAGGAAUUAAAUAUCGAAUGUGGCUUAACUUCGUCCUUGGAUAACGGCCAUAAAUGGGAAGUAAUAAACUCACCGAAUUAUCCUUCUAUACCUAUGCCCUUUUCGGAAUGUGUUUGGAUAUUUACAGCGCCACCAGGUGAAAUAUUGAGAGUUGACUUUAUUGAGAGAUUUGAUGUUGAUGGCAAAGGAGAAUGCAAAUUUGAGUCUAUUGAAAUACGUGAUGGCACAUCGGAAUUUUCUCCGAGUAAAGGCUUGUUUUGUGGCGAGAAGCCUGGUACAAUUAAGACUGAUAGUAAUGCCCUAUACAUAAAGUAUACGACCCGAUUAGCGGAACCUAGAAACGGAUUUAAAGCUAACAUAUCGAUUGAUAUUUGUGGCGGUACAAUAGUAGCUGAGGCUGGAGAGUUGGUAUCACCAGGGUACCCACACAUGUUGAUGUUACCAAGUGGAACAUUUUGUCAAUGGCAUAUAAUUUCUCCGACCAGACAUGUAAUAAAAAUUGAUUUAAAAGAUUUUAAUCUUCCUUCAUCUGAAGAAUCUUGUCAUACAAACUUGACAAUCGAGGAAAUAAUACCAGCUAAUAAAACAAGCGUCGUAUUAAAACAGUUAUGUAGUGAUGAAAUAGGGUACGGCGUCAUUGAGACAUUAUCUAAUGAAGCUGUCGUUAAACUUUACAUAGGAAAACCUGGACCUUGGAAUCAAGUUUCUGAAUAUAGAGGAUUUAAAUUAACAUUUAAUUCAACGAGGCCAACGUGUGGUGGUGUAAUUAAACAAUCUGAAGGAUUUAUAACAACACCAGGUUAUCCGCGUGAAACGAAUUUACGUUAUUGCCAAUGGAUUAUUAUUGUUCCAAACGAGGCGCGUAGAGUAAGAUUUGAAAUCAUGGAUCACAAUGAUAAUGAUAGAAUAGGAGUAUAUAACGACGUUAGUUUUGAAUCGCCUAUUAAUGUUGUUGAAAAUAGAACUAAUUCAAUUAUAUAUGAAUCAACAGGAAACACACUCGGUGUCUAUUUACUUGUUAAAACUUAUUUAAAACAGAAUCGUCCACAUCGUAUGAAAGCAAAAUUUAGUUCAAAUGAACCCGCCCUUUGUGGCGGUUCUCUUGAAGAUAAUAGCGGAGAAAUAUCGGCUCCGGAUAUUCAAAGUUCAUACGUAUGUAAAUGGACGUAUAAUAUUAAAACAGACAAUUAUCUUAAUUCAUCAGCAUAUAAUACCAUAUUUUUAUCGGUAGAUAGUAGCACAAUAAAUUCUAACUGUCGCUAUGGUUUUUCAAGAUUGAUUAUAUAUGCCCCGAUAGCAAAUGAAGGAAGAAAUUUGAUGUUUUCCUUGUGUGGUAACAAUACACAACGCUUUUAUAGUAUUCCAUUGACAACGAUGACGCUUAAAGCUAUUCAACUAGCUCAAAAACCUCUUACGUUUAACAUUAAAUGGAAAUUGCAACCAUGCGGUGGAGUUGUAUAUGCUGCUCAAGAAACAAAAAAUAUGACCCUUCCUACGUCAUAUAACGGCACAUUAGAUUGUGGGUGGGUUAUUGUCGCACCGAGUGGAACUAAAACAGAGACUACCAUAGAAGGGCAGUUUAACUUGGACUGUUCGGAUGAGUUCAUAAAAAUCAGUCAAGGUCUGACGGAGUCCCAAUCGAUAUUAAAUUACUGCAAAACGAAUAUGCCUCAAAAUUCGUUCAUUUCCACCUAUAAGUAUACGUAUAUUCAGUAUCAUUCUAAAGGAGCGAUAUCGAAUAUUAAGUUAAUAACAAAAACUGUAAGUGAUAAAUGUGGAGGGUAUUUGACUAAGUACGAUCGUGUAUUUACCUCUCCACACUAUCCUAAAAAUUAUCAGGAAAAUGAAGAGUGUGUGUGGGACAUUAGUGCCGAAAUAGGCUAUAGAGUGUCAUUAACGUUUAUAAACCGUUUUGUAGUAGAAGAUACAGCUAAUUGCACGAAAGAUGUUGUAAUUAUUUACGAUUGGAAAAAUGAAACGUAUAGUGAAAUUGCAAGAUUAUGUGGGCGUACAAUUCCACCAGUAUAUAAUUCAUCUUUAAAUAGAAUGAAAGUUAUUUUCCGUUCAGAUGCAAACGUAAAUCUUGAUGGAUUCUCCGCUCAGUGGUCUCCAAUUUGCGGUGGAACGUUUGAAGCGAAAGAAAAAGAACAAGUUUUGUAUAGUCCAGGAUAUACCGAUGAAUAUAGACCAUCUUUAGAUUGUACUUAUAAAAUUGUUUCUACACACCAUAAAUUUAUAGUUCUGAAGUUUUUAGAUUUCGAUCUCGAAGGGACAUAUCCCGAUUGUCGUUAUGAUAAUGUAACCAUUAGUGCACAUAGUGAUUAUAAUUAUUUGAUGCAGACUUAUUGUGGAAGGAAUAUGCCACCACGUUUAGAAAGUUAUGACGAAAUUAACAUACAUUUUCAAACUGAUAGAAAUGGUCAAAGGAAAGGGUUUAAAUUUAUAUAUUCUCUUUAUACAUGUGGAGGAAAAAUAACAGAACCUACUACGAUCAGGUCUAGUCUAUCAGAAACUUAUUAUGAACUCAUGAACUGUACGUGGACGAUUGAGGCUCCCACUGAUAAAGUAGUUGUUGUAAAAUUCUUAUAUAUCGAUGUGGAGAGUGAUGAAAAUUGCCUUAAUGAUUACAUUUCAGUGUUUGAUGGUCCUAAAAUAGAUACUGAUAAGCAGCUUGCCUUGCUUUGUGGUCACAUCAAUUCAAGUACUGUAAUACAGAGUAAAAAUAGGAAUGCGGUUGUUCAAUUCAUAUCAAAUGCCUACCUCAGUUAUAAAGGCUUCCAGGCCCAGAUUAUUUUUAGUUAUUCUGAAGCUGUCGGCUGUGGAGGAUCUGUAAAUUUACUUCCUAAUUCUCAAUAUACAUUGAAGUCCCCGUUAAUAGGAAGAGCAGUGGUGUAUGAAAACUAUUUAGACUGUCACUGGUCAGUACGAGCACCGAAAGACUACGUAGUAAAAGUCAGUUUUUCUUCUUUCCACGUAUCACCGUGUGCCGAGGUUAAUCAAACCGCUAUCGGAAUAAGUAAAUGUGACUGUGAUUUCGUUGAAAUAAAAGAUGGUAUUAAUCCUGAUAGUUUGGUUAUUGGGACAUUCUGCGGCCAUACUCUUCCGCCAGAAAUAAUAUCGUCUAGCAAUUUGAUGGGGAUUAGAUUAUCAACUGAUGGAGAAAUUGUUAGCUCAGGGUUUGAAUUACUUCUAAGUGCUCAGCGUUCUACUUGUGAUGAAUCAUCUUUAAAUGUUAAUUACAAUAUUCAAUCGAUACGUUCUCCUGGUUUUGAGACAGGAGUAAUACCAAGAGGACUUCAUUGUACAUAUGUUUUACAUGCGUCUGAAUCUUAUGCAACCGUGCAUUUAAGAAUUAAUCAUCUUGAUUUGCAACCAGGAAACGGUAACAAAUGUGACAAUGAUAGACUAAUAAUCAGAAGUAUUACUGAAAUACAUAAUAUGUCGUUAGGUUCAAAUUAUGUUUUAAAUAAAUACGCAGACAAUUUCUUUACUCAUGCAUACUUUUAUGAUUCGACUUUAAGUUUUCCAGAGCAAUUUGUUUUGUGUGGAGUCAAUUCAUCAUUAGAUUUUUACGUAAGCGGUGGCGUUAGUUUAAAUUUAAUUACGUCUCCGGAAUCUACAUCAAAACAUAAAGGCGUAGAUAUUCAAGUUUCGCAGGUAGGUUAUUGUGGCAGAAAUUACACAGAACCAUAUGGUAGAAUUCAAACGGUAUAUCUUGAAAACAUCUACCCGAUAAAUAAUGAUUGUUUUACACUUAUUACCGCCCCAGAAAAUUAUACAAUAUCAAUCUAUAUGAUAACAAUAGUACCAGAUUAUUAUUUUAACUCUCGAGCAUUUUUCGCCAUAUUUGAUGGCGAUAAGACUACAUCACCGCUUCUACUAAAAGUUCAGAGUGAUUAUGUAUCUCGUUCCGUGUUUUCAACAGGUAGAUAUAUCUUGAUGCAUAACCAUGUGAUAAAUGGUAACGAACAGAUUAUUUAUGAUUUAAAUUAUAUUAUAACAAAUAAGGGUCGAGGUUGUGGUGGGAAGAUAGUGAAUGAAUUAGGAAGAUUUACUAGUCCAAUGUAUCCAGAGGUAUAUAGAAAGAGAUCUUCUUGUGAAUGGGAAAUAGAAACGCCUCCCAAUACACGCUUAUUACUGCGCAUGACAGAAUUUGACCUUGGGGUUGCUUGUGACCAAAAUUAUUUAAGUAUAGUUGAUAAAAAUGGAAACGUAGUAUCCACAUUUUGUGAUGAAACUCCUGCAGACUACACAAGCCCAGAUAAUUACGUUAAGGUAAUAUUCACUACUACUGUGAAUAACGGUGGGACUGGUUGGGUGGCGGAUUUCAUAGGUAUUCAUUAACAUAAAGUUUUAUUGCCCGUUUUAUAAUCUGGGCAUCAUUUCAGUAAAUAUAAUCUGUUCGUUAAAAUGGCGAAGAAUACUGUAUGUAAAUAAAAAAUCAAAAGGUGUUAAAUAGGUUACCAAUAAACACGUGGCGAAACGGACACUGAUAUUCUUAAAUAGAAACAGUUUCACAUUUAUUUAUGACAUCGAUUUAUGUUAUUUUUAUUGUGUUUAUUGAACUUUUAAUUAAUUAAAGAAAGGGCAGUUUUGUAUAAUUCUUCCAGUGUCCAGCUGGGAAGAUGAUACAGGUGCAAAAUUUUUUUUAAUUAUAUUCAGUAUUAACUUUACCCUGUGAAAUAUUGUAUAGUGUUUGUGUUUAUCCGUGGAAUAUGUACAUAAUAUAUUGUAUAGUGUUUAUAUGCGUAGUGUCUUUUUGAUCACCAUGCUUUUAAAAAUUUUAAAUGAUCAAGUCAAAUAAUGUGUUUUUAUUUACACCGCCUGAGGGUAUUCUUUGAUCAUAAUAAUUCUGACUACACUUUGAUAGUGUAUUACUAGAAAAGUAAUAAUAUACGUUCCUAACAAUACUCUGUAAUGUUUGUACGACCAAUAUUAAGUAAUUUGUAUAUUUUAAAUAAAAUUUCUAAAUAAUA
This is a messenger RNA of Colias croceus (clouded yellow), 11886 nucleotides long. RefSeq names its product cubilin homolog. Lineage: Eukaryota; Metazoa; Arthropoda; Insecta; Lepidoptera; Pieridae. The record is from RefSeq and is a predicted model, not a curated record. Gene Ontology annotation, molecular function: calcium ion binding.